Molecule: messenger RNA, 2001 nt
Organism: Ochotona curzoniae (black-lipped pika)
Lineage: Eukaryota; Metazoa; Chordata; Mammalia; Lagomorpha; Ochotonidae
Gene: NIPA2
Product: NIPA magnesium transporter 2
Exons: 8
Coding region: 551-1633 (360 amino acids)
Biological process (GO): magnesium ion transport
Cellular component (GO): membrane
Molecular function (GO): magnesium ion transmembrane transporter activity
Source: RefSeq, a predicted model, not a curated record
ACUCGGCCGCGCCCAGGGUCCUCUCGGCGGCCGCGACCCUCGGUCCCUGCAGCGGCGGGGCCGUAGGUCGGCUGGGGCAGGUGUCCCUCGGCGCUCCCCAUGGAGGAGGCGGCGCGCACGGCUGCACCUCCGGAUGCUCGCACCUCCCCCUGGACGGCGACGAAGGCUGGAACCUCUCUGCCAGGGUUUAAGAUUGUAAAUGGGAAUACAGGGUAGCAAUUACAAGGAAAUGAGAGUACAUAAAUCAUCUCUAGCCUCUUCCAGCCCUUUUCUCAUAAGAGAGAGCCUAUUAAACCUUCCAUGCUCUCCCGGCUGUGACUGACCUGCAGAGGGCGGGAGCAGAGCGUUGCCAGGUGUGAGCACAGCUGCACAGCUGCUCAGCCCUUUCAGGACCUUCUGCGCAUGUCCUCGACUGAGCCAGAAGGGGGAUAAAGUCAUUUCCUUCAUUAGUGGCUCAAGAUCUAAAGACUGUCGCCCUGCCUCCAGUACCAGCAGUUUCCUCUCUCUGUGAUCAAUGUAAUUCAUAGGAAUUCCUUAAGUAACAAACGAAAUGAACCAAGGCCGUGGAAAAUAUGACUUUUAUAUUGGUCUGGGAUUGGCUGUGAGCUCCAGUAUUUUCAUUGGAGGGAGUUUCAUUUUGAAAAAAAAAGGGCUUCUGCGACUUGCCAGAAAAGGCUCCAUGAGAGCAGGUCAAGGUGGCCAUGCAUAUCUUAAAGAAUGGUUGUGGUGGGCUGGACUGCUGUCGAUGGGAGCUGGGGAGCUGGCCAACUUCGCUGCUUAUGCAUUCGCACCAGCCACGCUGGUGACUCCGCUAGGAGCUCUCAGCGUUCUUGUAAGUGCCAUUCUUUCUUCAUACUUUCUAAAUGAAAGACUUAAUCUUCAUGGAAAGAUUGGAUGUUUGCUAAGUAUCCUGGGAUCUACCGUUAUGGUCAUUCAUGCUCCGAAAGAAGAGGAGAUUGAGACCCUGAAUGAAAUGUCUCACAAGCUCGGGGAUCCAGGUUUUGUGAUCUUUGCAACACUUGUGGUCAUCGUGUCCUUGAUAUUCAUCUUCGUGGUAGGACCUCGCCACGGACAGACAAACAUUCUUGUGUACAUAACAAUCUGCUCUGUCAUUGGAGCAUUUUCAGUGUCCUGUGUGAAGGGUCUGGGCAUUGCUAUCAAAGAGCUGUUGGCAGGACAGCCCGUGCUGCGGCACCCUCUCGCCUGGAUCCUGCUGCUGAGCCUGAUUGUCUGUGUGAGCACACAGAUUAAUUACCUGAACAGGGCCCUGGACAUAUUCAACACUUCCAUCGUGACUCCAAUUUAUUAUGUAUUCUUUACAACCUCCGUCCUGACAUGCUCAGCUAUCCUCUUUAAGGAGUGGCAAGCUAUGCCUGCGGAUGAUGUCAUCGGGACCCUGAGUGGCUUCUUUACAAUCAUUGUGGGAAUCUUCCUGUUGCAUGCCUUUAAAGACGUCAGCUUUAGUCUAGCAAGUUUGCCCGUGUCUUUUCGGAAAGAUGAAAAAGCAGUAAAUGGCAAUCUCUCUAAUAUGUAUGAAGUUCUUAAUAAUAAUGAAGAAAGCUUAACCUGUGGAAUUGAACAACACACUGGCGAAAAUAUCUCCCGAAGAAAUGGAAACGUAGCGGCUUUUUAAGAAAGAUGUAAUUAAAAGGCUAAUCUUUAAUUCUGUUGUAAAGUGAAUUCGAACAUCAGAAUGUGUCUCAGUAUGCAUUGUUCUCAAAUAAUGUUAUCUAAAGACAAUCUUUUUUAAGGUUUCACUCAUUUGGACCAAGAAAUUGAUUUUCUUAAAUGAUGGUAGCUCAGUAUAAUGACCUCAAAACUGACUGAUUUAUAUUAACAUUGUAGAGGUAUUUUACCUUUUAAUUCCUUCUCCAAAAUCUAAAUGCACUAAUAAGUGUAAAGUGUAUAAAAUGCUUUAUUUUUCCAUGAUUGGUGAAAAUCUGAAAAGUACAUGUCAUCUUAGCCCAUCAAUCCCUGACUAUAUAAAUCUGAUUUUUAAAA